Messenger RNA from Lactuca virosa, 624 nucleotides. NCBI's taxonomy places the organism in Eukaryota, Viridiplantae, Streptophyta, Magnoliopsida, Asterales, Asteraceae. The record is from the annotation of a GenBank genome assembly.
AUGGCACACACAAUUCUCUCUUUGCUAACUCUCUUUCUUGCCAUAUUCAGUUUAAACCCCACAGUCGAGUGCCAUUCUCGAGCUAGGGCAUAUGUAGAGCAACAAUGUCGUUCUACCUUGUACACUGAACUAUGCAUCCGAACCCUUCUACCCUUUGCUAGCAAAACAAAUGCACCUGCACCCGAACAACUAGCCAGAAUUUCUUUAACCACAUGCCUAGUCAAAGCUCGGAUCACAAAGGCCUACGUGAAUAUGGUAGCAAAAGAGUAUUUCAACAAAACAAAGAAUGCAAGAUACCAUGAAGCAGUGACAGAUUGCUUACAUCAGAUCAAUGAUGGUGUGAAUCAGAUUACACAAUCGGUUAAAGAGCAACAAAGAAUGGUGCAUGAUGGGGAGAAGGAUUUUUCAUGGCAUGAAAGUAACGUGCAAUCAUGGGUUAGCACUGCGUUGACGGAUGUGACAGCAUGUCUUGAUCGGAUAUCAGAUAAAGCCAUUGGAGGUAAGGAAAAGGGGAUGAUUAAAGCGAGGGUGUUGAAUGUUAAGCAUCUUGCUAGCAAUGCUCUUGCGUUGUUUAAUAAGUUUACAACAAGACACCGUGGAUCUCGUGUGAUCAAGACUCCUUAG